This is a messenger RNA of Sciurus carolinensis (gray squirrel), 1443 nucleotides long. RefSeq names its product enoyl-CoA hydratase domain containing 2 (gene Echdc2). The transcript is spliced from 10 exons. Gene Ontology annotation, molecular function: enoyl-CoA hydratase activity. The coding region runs from base 222 to 1094 and encodes 290 amino acids. NCBI's taxonomy places the organism in Eukaryota, Metazoa, Chordata, Mammalia, Rodentia, Sciuridae. Gene Ontology annotation, cellular component: mitochondrion. Gene Ontology annotation, biological process: fatty acid beta-oxidation. The record is from RefSeq and is a predicted model, not a curated record.
AUCAAAACACAAACGAAGAGAGAAGUUGACAGGCUUGCCCCAAAUCACAAGAAGCCGGGAUUUUCCGCCACCACCUCGGGGUCUCCAAGGGACGCAGACCGCGGCUCUGCGUCGGCCCAUAGGUGGAGCAGUUUGCGAGGCCUCGCCCGCCGCCGGAACUGCGCGUCUAACCCCGAGCCGGGGCAGCUGCGGGCGGCAGUAGCACCUCCCCAGCCUGCGCGAUGCUACGCGCCCUGCCGCUCCUGCGACCCUGGAGGCCCCUUGGGGCCCGCUGCACCUCCGACGGGGCCGCAGGGGGCCACGAAAUCCAAGUACGCGCCCUGGCGGGUCCCGACCAAGGAAUCACAGAGAUUCUGAUGAACAGACCCCAUGCCCGCAAUGCCCUGGGAAACAUCUUUGUCAGUGAGCUGUUGGAGGCUCUGGCCCAGCUACGGGAGGACCAGCAAGUGCGUGUCCUGCUCUUCAGAAGUGGAGUAAAGGGUGUGUUCUGUGCAGGUGCUGACCUGAAGGAACGGGAGCAGAUGAGUGCGGCAGAGGUGGGGGUCUUUUCCCAGCGACUCCGAGGCCUGAUGAAUGACAUUGCCUUCCCUGCACCCACCAUUGCAGCUAUGGAUGGGUUUGCCUUGGGCGGAGGCCUGGAGCUUGCCCUGGCCUGUGACCUCCGAGUGGCAGCUUCCUCUGCAAUCAUGGGACUGAUUGAGACCACCCGAGGGCUCCUCCCGGGGGCAGGAGGGACUCAGCGGCUGCCCCGCUGCCUGGGAGUGGCCCUGGCGAAGGAGCUCAUCUUCACAGGUCGACGUCUGAGUGGGGUGCAGGCCCACGCACUAGGGCUAGUGAACCACACUGUGGACCAGAACGAGGAAGGCGAUGCCGCCUACCAUCGGGCACUAGCCCUGGCUCAGGAGAUCCUGCCCCAGGCCCCCAUUGCUGUGCGGCUAGGCAAGGUAGCCAUUGACCGAGGAAUGGAGGUGGACAUUGCAUCAGGGAUGGCCAUUGAAGGGAUGUGUUAUGCCCAGAAUAUCCCAACUCAGGACCGGCUGGAGGGCAUGGCAGCCUUCAGGGAGAAAAGGCCUCCAAAGUUUGUUGGCAAAUGACAUUUAACCUUAAGGGAUAUGCAUGCCUUGAGCAAGAUCCAGAUGGAAAGUUUGCAGCAGGACUGCCUCAUCAUUUCACCUCCACAGCCUUCUGUUUCUUCAAGGAUGAUGAUGGACAUAAAAUAGCUAGGGUGGUGCCUGGUAGCAAGGUGCUAAUCACACUGUCUACCGCCACCUUCCUUAUUCCUCACCCUGGCUAUAUAAUCAUUAGGGAAGGAUUUACUGUGGAGAACCUCUAGCUGUCAGUGAUCAGGCACUUACUAGAGACAGCAAGGGGUUGUUAAGAAGCCCCAUGUUUCUUCCUCUGGAGAAGAGAGAAUAAAUAAAUCCUUGUAUUGAUUGAACAUUG